This is a messenger RNA of Opisthocomus hoazin, 772 nucleotides long. The record is from RefSeq and is a predicted model, not a curated record. Lineage: Eukaryota; Metazoa; Chordata; Aves; Opisthocomiformes; Opisthocomidae.
GGCUCUCGGCCCUUGGAGAAUGACUUUUUAAACUGUAGAAGAGGAAGGGGAAAAGAUGGGCCAUUGGGAGCGUCUCCCUGCAAAGAGUGAACCCAGCCCAGCCCUGUCUCUUUGCUGCCUGGGGAGGAAUUCUGCCGUGGAAGGGUUCUGGUGUCGGUGAUGAGCGAUGGGGUAUGAUGUAGCACGUUUUCAGGGGGAUGUUGAUGAAGACCUUAUAUGCCCCAUCUGCAGCGGGGUCCUGGAGGAGCCGGUUCAGGCUCCCCACUGCGAGCACGCCUUCUGCAAUGCCUGCAUCACCCAGUGGUUCUCCCAGCAGCAGACGUGCCCCGUGGACCGCAGCGUUGUGACGGUCGCCCACCUCCGCCCCGUCCCGCGGAUCAUGCGUAAUAUGCUCUCGAAGCUGCAGAUCACUUGCGACAACGCUGUUUUCGGCUGUACGGCAGUUGUGCGCCUGGACAACCUGAUGUCUCACCUCAACGACUGCGAGCACAAUCCCAAGCGCCCGGUGACUUGCGAGCAGGGCUGCGGCUUGGAGAUGCCCAAAGAUGAGCUGCCAAACCACAACUGCAUCAAGCAUCUGCGGUCCGUAGUGCAGCAGCAGCAGACGAGGAUCGCCGAGCUGGAGAAGACCUCGGCGGAGCACAAGCACCAACUGGCUGAGCAGAAGCGGGACAUUCAGCUGCUGAAGGCCUACAUGCGCGCCAUCCGCAGCGUCAACCCCAACCUGCAGAACCUGGAGGAGACCAUCGAGUACAACGAAAUCCUGGAGUAA